This is a messenger RNA of Amblyraja radiata (thorny skate), 504 nucleotides long. Its product is annotated as negative elongation factor E-like. Lineage: Eukaryota; Metazoa; Chordata; Chondrichthyes; Rajiformes; Rajidae. The record is from RefSeq and is a predicted model, not a curated record. Gene Ontology annotation, cellular component: NELF complex. Bases 1 to 504 code for a protein of 167 amino acids. The transcript is spliced from 4 exons. Gene Ontology annotation, biological process: negative regulation of transcription elongation by RNA polymerase II.
AUGGCCGUCCCGCCGUUUCCGGUGUCGGUGACGUCAUGGGGGAGCGGAGCAGCAGCGAUGGCGAUUUUCCCCGGAGCGCGGAGCGAGGAGGAGGCGGCGAUGCACAGAAAGUACAGCAAGAUGAGGAAAAAGAAGAAAGCGUUGCUGGCCUUGAAGAAGCAGAGUUCAGGAGCUCAGAGCAGCGAGGGGGGCAUCAAACGCUCGCUGUACGGCCAGUCGCUGACUGACACAGCCACGGCCACAGUGGAGGCCAAGAUGCUGGUGAAGACGGGAGCCAUCAGUGCCAUCACAGCCGAGAACAAGAACUCCGGCUUCAAGCGCUCACACACCCUGGAGGGGAAGCUCAAGGUGAGAGAGUGCAUGUUAUAUCGUCAAGAUAUCGUCUCAGACAUGCCGUGCGAGGAUUUUGAGAAUCCCAAAAUCCUGGUGCGCCGCUCGCUACCACACGUCACUGCCUACGCCACCACGUCUCACCAAUCGCCUUGCGCACGUCGUGCCUCGUGA